AACAAACAACUUAGCACGUAUAAAUGUAUUUGAAAGUGCCAAACACGAACCCAAGUUGGGAAGAUAUUAUAAUAUUUACACACAUAGAAAAAAGAUUAUAUAAAGGACUUUCAUUUUGAAGUAAAUCAUAACAAAAACGAAGAAACAGAAAGAGCAGCGGCAGGUACGAUGAGAUCCUCAAGAAUGAUGAUGCGAAUGCACAGCUUGGUUUAUGUCGUGGUCUUGAGUGCCAUCGCGGUUACGGUGACAGCAUAUCCGUACUCAUCCCCUCAAACACCACACUACAAUUCCCCUGUCCACAAACACGAAUCACCUUAUUCACCUAAAAAGUAUUCCCCAUAUUACAGUUCAUCACCACCACCUUAUUAUUCGCCUUUUCCAAAGGUUGACUACAAGUCUCCACCACCACCAUACGUCUACAGUUCUCCACCACCUCCUUAUUAUUCUCCUUCUCCAAAUGUUGACUACAAGUCUCCACCACCACCAUACGUCUACAGCUCCCCACCACCUCUUUAUUACUCUCCUUCUCCAAACGUUGACUACAAGUCUCAACCACCACCAUACGUCUACAGUUCCCCACCACCUCCUUAUUACUCUCCUUCUCCAAAGGUAGACUACAAGGCUCCACCACCACCAUACGUCUACAGCUCCCCACCACCUCCUUAUUACUCUCCUUCUCCAAAGGUUGAAUACAAGUCUCCACCACCACCAUACGUCUACAACUCCCCACCACCUCCUUAUUACUCUCCUUCUCCUAAAGUAGACUACAAGUCUCCACCUCCACCAUACGUCUACAGCUCCCCACCACCUCCUUAUUACUCUCCUUCUCCUAAGGUAGACUAUAAGUCUACACCACCACCAUACGUCUACAGUUCCCCACCACCUCCUUAUUACUCUCCUUCUCCAAAGGUGGACUACAAGUCUCCA
Messenger RNA from Arabidopsis lyrata subsp. lyrata, 927 nucleotides. Its product is annotated as extensin-2. Gene Ontology annotation, biological process: plant-type cell wall organization. The annotation marks the transcript as partial. The record is from RefSeq and is a predicted model, not a curated record. Gene Ontology annotation, molecular function: structural constituent of cell wall. The transcript has a single exon. NCBI's taxonomy places the organism in Eukaryota, Viridiplantae, Streptophyta, Magnoliopsida, Brassicales, Brassicaceae.